AUGGCAAAGAAAACGCAUCUCGAGGAGUUCGACGGGAUUAAAGACAAGGACGGACGGAGCCUGCGCAUCGAGGACUUUGUCGUCAACGCCCACUCUACGUCGCGGCUCGUGGAACUCAUCCAGGCGAAUACAGGAAGUCAGCGGGAACUCUCCUUCUCCGCGCACGAUGCGCCCUCCGAGAUCCCGGUGGAGUUGAUUUGCGCCCUCUACCGGUGCGAAGCCCUGACAGAGCUGUCGCUAUACGGACAGCUGACGCUAGAGGCUACCACUGCACUGGAAAAACUGAUGCAGUCGAACGAAUCUAUCCAGAAGCUAUCUCUUCAAGACAAUACCCAAGACCAACGCAACCUAAGUGCACUAUGCAACGACCUGAGUGCAAACUUCUCUCCCACGGAGCUGCACUGGCUGCACUACGAAUGCGUAAGCCUGAACUUCGGACAGCUGCUGCAACUGCUUAAGCGCAAUAGCAGGCUCGAGUCUCUGGUUCUGAGUGGCAACAAGAACAGACCAAUGCAGUUGGAAAAGCACCAUGGCAUGUCGAUGAACACGCUACUGGUGCACAGUGCUGGACUUCGCAGCUUGGAGGUUCGUCACUGCACCUGGACCAGUCUUGCCGCCGAAGAAGUCGCUGCCGGAUUGGCACACAACGGUUCCCUCGAGCGUUUCGAUGUAUCUCGGUGUUACCUCGACUUUGGCGUAGUGCUGAGGCUAUGCAGCGCGCUUGAAACCAACGAUACCUUGAAGAUGCUGGUGUUUCGCCCCGACAAUGACUUCCUGCAUGAGCCAGUUGGUUUGUCUGGAAAGCUGGUGGCUGCCAAAUGUUUUGCCCGCACGACAACAACUUGGCCCAAGGCAUACACUCCGGCCCUCACUGAAGCCUUAGAGGUGCCCAUGCUAUGUCCAGAGGAGCUGCACCUCUCUGCCUUUGGGUCUUACAACGGCUCUUUUCAACAACUAUGCAAAGCCCUCGGUAACAGCACCAUCAAGUGCCUCUUCGUUAAAUUCUCCAAAUGCCCGAUCAGCCAGGUGCGAACAUUGCGCGGAGCACUCGCUGCCAGCCAGGUGCAAACAUUGCACGAAGCACUUGCUGCCAACUCCUCCAUCAGGAAGCUUGUAUUGCAGGAGGACAGCAUAUCCAUUGGCUGCUGUUUUGCUGUGGCCGAAGCUCUGAAGAAAAACAGAACGGUGACCGAAAUUUCUCUCAGCAUCCACGAGCUGAACUACUACGGUGUAGAAAGUCUUGAGUCGGUGGCUCUUGCAAGUGAUGCCUUGGAGAAGUUGAUGCUAAACUGUAUCUAUGUGGUGCGGAGAUGCGUGCGUGACAUGCGCGACCUUUGCCCCUCACUGACCUCUAGUGGCACGCUAACGGGUUUCUCCAUAUUCAAUGAGAGGUGCUGCACUGAAUGUUUAGUCGCUAAAGUCAAGCACUGCGUGGAUCAGAACAGGAGAAAAUGGAACUGUGCCCUUCAUUUUGUGCUCAACCCCUGCGUCAACAAGCGCUGGGCAGUGGCGUUCGAGUCACUGCAGGAAAAGCCUUGUUUCCUCCAGCGCGUCACGAGAGCCUUGGGAAAGUUGUCGCAAGACGCAUCGAGAAUGAUCAGUUCGGCAAAGCAUUUCAUAGCGAGAAACUACCUUUUAGUAACUGGAGUCGUCUCGCAAGGCGUCGCAUGCCAUCCUCACCUGGAGACUCAGGUAGACAGCCUGAACAGUGACUGCUGGCUUACCAUUGGAGAGUACCUAAGAGUGCUUGAUGUGGUCGACGACAGUUCCGAAAGUUGGUGCUAAAUACGGCCAAGUAAUGUCUCAUGGUUCAGUCUGUUCACAAGUUCUUGCCAGAGUAGGAGGUAGUCUACAUUGACCGGUUUCAUUUAUACUCCUCUUCAGGCCCAUGUGCUGCACACAUGAGGUAUUUGAAUCGUGUGCAUGUGGAUUUUCUCACAGUAGCCCGUGAUACACCGGUCGACAUCGGACACCUUACCAGUGUAGGCACUAAUAACAUCCAUAUGCAGAACGCUGCGGAAACAAUAGAAUCAGUGGAGAACAUAAUACACACUAACUAGGCUCCUUGCCCAAACACACUAAUAACUGUAACAACUACAGCUUUCUGCUAGCAAAACAAAAAACAAAAAAACAAUGUGUUCUUGAAGUGCACUGAACAUAGCAGCUACCUGAAUGCACUCGUUUUUCAGUUUAGAGAACAUUCAUUAGAAUAUUGAUGCAGAAAUGCAUGAAGCACCGCAUCACCAUCUAACCUGGGAUAGCUUUUACAUUAACUGCGGAGGAGUAUAGCUACUUUCGGAACAAAUCCAAUACUUCACCAAAGACAAGUGUAAUAUGCACAAUGGCCCAGCCCCAGAAACAUGUCCUCUGACUCUCCUGACUUCUAAGAUUCCAUCAAGAACAUUCCAUACAUGAACAACAGAAAGUGAAACACCACUGGGCACAAGUUGCUAUAAAAAGAGACCAACGGCAGUUGAAACAGACGCGAGCACUGCUGACAUGAAAUCCACAGCAAAAGUUUCAAUACGGACAGCAACACACCCUCUUGAAACCAGUGUCAACAGUCAAUUCUGUGCACAAUCCGUGUUUUCGCACAGACACUACUAGCCUGUCUGCACAAACAUAGACCCAAAUUGACAAAGAAGUUAAAUUAAACUAGGAGCAUGUGAUGAUAUCUCCCAAGGAGAAAUAAGUUGUCCCACAUAGAUAUCUUCGCCCCAAAGUAAAUAAGUCGCAAGCACUGAAAGUUAACAACCCCUCUCUGCCACAUAGCAUCGAAUUCCUACAGGCUAGAAAACAUAUAUAAAAGACAUACCAGCUACACCAUUCUUAUGAACACCUGCCUGCAUCGUACACAAAAUAUAAUCCUUAAAGGGAGGUGAUACCCACCCUACGUGGUCAUCAGUUUUGACAGGGGUUACUAGUGUAUUACUCACAUCUAUUUAAUAGUUGAAGAAGGUUCCUGCCUGCAAGUACACGGGACUAUUAUGGUUACAUCCUGUACAUCCAACCUAUACUUACGUGUUUGUGGAGACCACAAAAAAGUUUUUGAUCUCAACGCACUCCCAAAUCUCACAUUUCUUGUAUCUUUUUAUACACUUGCAUAUUUAUGUUGUUCUUAGAUGUAAUAAAAUCAUGUAUUUUUGACAACAUUGAUAA
This is a messenger RNA of Rhipicephalus sanguineus (brown dog tick), 3159 nucleotides long. RefSeq lists its product as uncharacterized. The record is from RefSeq and is a predicted model, not a curated record. Bases 1 to 1785 code for a protein of 594 amino acids. The transcript has 4 exons. NCBI's taxonomy places the organism in Eukaryota, Metazoa, Arthropoda, Arachnida, Ixodida, Ixodidae.